CCCAUCCCAUCCCGUCCCGCCCGCUCCUGCCAUACCAUCUGGAGGAGGCUCAGAGUCCGGCCAGGCGAGCCCCAGUAUGGCACAACCUCUGGGGCUCUGCCUGCUGGUCCUACUGGGGUUGGGAGCGGGGGUCUCGCCUGCCUGCUGGGACCCCCAGGGCCAGCCCCGUCGCUGCAUGCCCGUCUUCGAGAACGCUGCCUUCGGCCGGGCCGUCGAGGUCACCAACACGUGUGGUUCUCCCCCCGAGGAGUACUGCCUGCAGAUGGGUGCCCGCCACGCCAGCACCCUGUGCCACCGCUGCGACGCCUCCGACCCCCGGCACCACCACAACACCUCCUUCCUCACCGAUUUCCACAGCCAGGAGGAGAGCACUUGGUGGCAGAGUCAGUCCAUGGCCUUUGGCAUCCAGUACCCCAACUCCGUCAACAUCACCCUCCACCUGGGAAAAGCCUAUGAGAUCACCUAUGUGCGGCUGAAGUUUCACACCAGUCGCCCUGAGAGCUUCGCCAUCUACAAGCGCAGCCACGCCGAUGGGCCCUGGGUGCCCUUCCAGUUCUACAGCGCAUCCUGCGAGAAAACCUACGGGAAACGGCAGCGGCACUACCUGCGGCCAGGGGAGGAUGAGCAAGUGGCCUUCUGCACCGAUGAAUUCAGUGACAUCUCCCCGCUGAGCGGGGGCAACGUGGCCUUCUCCACCCUUGAGGGGCGGCCCAGCGCCUACAAUUUCGAUGGGAGCCCCGCGUUGCAGGAGUGGGUGACUGUAACUGACCUACUCAUCUCCUUGAACCGGCUCAACACGUUUGGGGAUGACAUCUUCAAGGACCCCAAGGUGCUGCAGUCGUACUACUAUGCCAUCUCUGACUUCUCUGUUGGUGGCAGGUGCAAAUGCAACGGCCACGCCAGCGAGUGUGCCCCGGAUGAGACUGGGCAGCUGGUCUGCGUGUGCCAGCACAACACGGCUGGCACGGACUGCGAGCGCUGCCAGCCCUUCUACCAGGAUCGACCCUGGGCUCGUGGCACCGCCGAGGCUGCCAACGAGUGUCUUCCUUGCAACUGCAGCGGCCGCUCCGAGGAGUGUUUCUAUGACCGGGAGCUGUACCGCCGCAGCGGGCACGGGGGCCACUGCCUUAACUGCCGUGACAACACGGACGGACCCCACUGCGAACGCUGCCGGCAGAACCACUACCGCUGGGAGCAGCAGGCGUCCUGCCAGCCCUGCCACUGCCACCCCGCAGGCUCCCUGCAGCCCCAGUGUGACAGCUCAGGGACCUGCACCUGCAAAGCCAACGUGACGGGCUGGAAGUGCGAGCGCUGCAAGGAUGGCUAUCACAGCCUCAGCGAAGGCGGCUGCAGACCCUGCACCUGCGAUCCCGCAGGCAGUGUGGGCACCUGCGACCCCAACACGGGGCAUUGCACCUGCAAGGAGAGGGUGGAGGGGCACUUGUGCAACAGGUGCCAGCCGGGCUGGUUUAACCUGCAGACUCAGAACCCUGCUGGCUGCACCAGCUGCUUCUGCUACGGCCACUCCACCGCCUGCAUGGCAGCAGAUGGCUACGAGGUGACCCACAUCCGCUCGGACUUCAGCCAAGGGCUGGAAGGUUGGGCUGCCACAGCUCCAAGUACCAAGGACCUGCCUCUGCGUUGGGCUGCUGGGGAGAUUGUCACCGAGUGGGAUGGAGAGGAGCCAGUGGAUUUUCUUGCACCAGAGAAGUUUCUGCAGAACCAGCGUCUCAGUUACGGGCAGUUCCUGUCCCUGCUGCUGGGAGUGAAGGUGAACGGUACAUGGACAGAGAUCGACGUUCCUCUUCUCCGGGUCCAGCUGGUGCUGGAGGGUGAAGGGAUGGAGAUCACCCUGUCCAGCAGUGAGAGCCAGCCGCAGCAAGGAAAGCAGGCUGUCACCUUCAGGGUGCACGAGGCAGAGGAGGGUGUGGAGCCUUUGCUGUCAGCCUUCAGCUUCCAGCGCUUGCUCUCCAACUUGACCGCGCUCCGCCUUCGUGUGAGCCACAGCCCUGUGCGAGGCAGGUUGUCCUUGAGCGAGGUCCAGCUCACGUCAGCUCGCUCCGGGCCAGGGACACGAGCAAGCUGGGUGGAGGAGUGCACGUGUCCCCCAGGAUACGCUGGGCAGUUCUGCCAGUCCUGUGCACCGGGCUUCAAGCGGGAGAUCCCCUUUGGUGGCCCCUUCGUCAGCUGCGUGCCCUGUGCCUGCAACCAGCAUGGGGACUGCCACCCCCUCUCAGGGCACUGCCAGUGCUUGCACGAUACAGAAGGUCCUUCCUGUGAGCGCUGCAGCCCUGGGUUUUACGGCAACCCCUUCGUAGGGCGCUUCGAUGACUGCAAACCAUGCCCCUGCCCUGGCCGCUCGCCCUGCACCGAGAUGCCUGGCAGCGGGGAGGUGGUCUGCACCCAUUGCCCUCCGGGGCAGCGAGGAAAACGCUGCGAGCUCUGCGACGAUGGUUUUUUUGGGGACCCCCUGGGCCAGAGGGGCCCUGUGCGUCCCUGCAUCCCCUGCCAGUGUCACGGGAAUGUGGAUCUCAACGCUGUGGGGAACUGUGACCCUGUGUCCGGACGGUGCCUGCGCUGCCUAUACAACACAACAGGCGAGCACUGCGAGAGGUGUCGACCGGGCUUCUACGGGGAUGCACUGGCUCCCAACCCUGCUGGGAAAUGUGCCGCUUGUGAUUGCAACCCUGACGGCUCAGCCCCGGGGCUGGAGGGCUGCGAUCCCACCACAGGCCAGUGCCGCUGCCUCCCACACGUGAUGGGCAGAGCCUGCGAGCUCUGCCAGCCGGGCUACUACGGUCUGCAGCCCGCUGUGGGGUGCAAGAGCUGCGAGUGCCACCCGACGGGGUCGCGGGACAGCGAGUGCCAUGUGCUGACGGGGCAGUGCUCCUGCCAGCCGGGUGUCACAGGGGAGCAAUGUGACCGAUGCCACCACGGCUUCUUUGGCUUGUCUGCCAGGGGCUGCCGAGCCUGCAACUGCUCCCCACUGGGCUCCGUCACCCCACAGUGCCACGAGAACAGCACCUGCCUCUGUCACCCCGGCUUUGUGGGCUACAAGUGUGACCGGUGCCAGGCCAACUUCUUCCUCGACCCCCCGAGCUCCCGCUGCCAGCAGUGUCCUGUCUGCUAUGGGCUGGUGAAGGACCAGGCUGACCAGCUGAAGGCCAGGCUGCAGGAGAUGGAGGAAUGGCUGCAAAAACCAGGCUGUGACGCCCACCCAGGGCAGUCGCCCAUGCUGGGAGAUGUGCCCCGGGGAGAUGGGCUGCUCAGCCCUCACCUUCUGCAAGGUGCCCGGGAAGCCCUCUCAGCGCAGGUGGAUCUGCUGGCAGGGGCGCUGGGCAUUGCGUGGGGACGUCUUGGCAAUGCCAGCCAGGCCACCGGCUGCUCUGGCCAUGGACCCCCCAAGACCUGUGUCCUACUGUCAGAGAUUAGGGCAGCCCUGCAGUCAGCACAGAGGGAGAUCCUGCAUGCAGCGGACACCCUGGCUACCAUGAUUCCCCAGGAAAUCCCUCAGCAGCCCACGAACUGGAGCCGUUGGGCGCUGAAGUCACGGGCGCUGGCUGAGAGCCACAGGGACGUUGCGGCACAGGUGGAGGCGGUGGUUGGGAGAGCGCUGCAUGCUUCCAAUGCCAGCGCUGAGCUCCUGCGGAGUCUGCUGGAGGGGAAUGCGACGUGGGAGGCACAGAACGAGCUGGAGGCCGGGUAUGAGGAAAUCCAGCAGGCGCAGGAGGAGCUGCGCUCUGGUGUGGCAGAGGUGGCCGCGGAGGCCACGAGGGUUUUCACAGCAGUGCAGCGGGCAAACACCGACAUGGCUGAGAAACUUCUGCAGGUGGCUGUGCUGGGGCAGGCGCUGCCGGUGCGGGUUGGAGCCCUGGCACAGGACCUGGCGGCGCUGGAGCAGGCAGUGGAGGCGCAGGAACCAUCGGCUCAACAAGCCAUCGAGGCAUCCCACGCUCUGGCAGCUGGAUUGCGCCAGGAGCUGCAGAAGACUCACGGCUUCAAGCAGCUACGGGACCAGGCUGGCUCAGCCCACAGCACGGCCACCUCAGCCAUCUCGCGUGGAGAAGCCGUGCUCUCCGACGCAGAGUCCCUUCUGGCCAGCUUGGAAGGCAUGAAGAAGGUGCUGGGUCAUCGGAAGGGCCAGGCUGCCCUGAGGAGGAGGAUGACACUUGUACGGGACAGGGUGAUAGUGGAAGCCCAGAGGAAGAUUAAACAGGCAGAGAAGAUGCUGGGAAACUCUUUGUCCCCCUCCACCACAGCCCAGAAGAUGGCCAGGGAGGCCGAGCAAGUCUCCGGAGAGAGUGCCAAGAGGGCACAGGCGGUGCUGCAGAAGAGCAAGCAGGCCCACAAGCAAGCCAGCCAGCUCGCCACGCAUGCCAACCAGACCCAGCGGGAGCUCGCCCAGCAGGAGCGUGUGGCUGAGAAGCUCAGGAAAGACCUAGAGGAAGCCCACCAGGUGGGGACAGAGGUGAGCGAGAUGGCGAAAAGUCUCCAGGAAGCCCAAGGUUUGCUCAUCUCGGACAUCGAGACCCUGAACAACCUGCUGAGCAGCCUAGGCAACCUGGAUCAGGCUGCACAGGUGGAUACGGUGCUGAGCGCUGGGCGGCUGCAGCUGGAGCGGCUGUGGCUGCGCCUGGGUGCACCGGGCGCCCUGGCCGGGCAGCUCAGCCUGCUGCAGCAGGAGGCGGCACGACAGCAGGAGAAGAUCCAGGCAUUCGAGAGUGACUUGGCUGAGAUCCAGGCUGACAAGCAGAACCUGGAGGACAUUUUGCGAAGCCUUCCUGAGGGCUGCUCCAAGUGACAGUGACAAGUCCCUGGCCGCUGCGCCAGCACCUCCGGGUCCCCCUGCGAAGGGAACAGCAGAGCAAAGGACACCCUGCAUUAACCAGCAUUGAUCCCUCUCGCUGCUCCUCACACUGCCACCAUGCAAUAUCGCACUCCAGGUCUUUAUCUGCACCAGUUCAGGCUCGGUAUCCCAUGUGCUCUGCAGCUUGACUUCAGCCACCAGCUCUGUCCUCAGGCCUGAAGGACAACCAGCUACCAGGGACCACCAACAUUUCUGUGCAGGAGAUGGAGCCAUCACAGAGUUGGUUUGUCACCAUGGAAUGAAUGAGGAACCAUCAUCACUGAGGAGGGACAGCUUAUCAAGUACCAAAGCUGUAACACCCCGCAGCCCCAGGAGCUGAGAGAGGCUGUUGCGUACAUUUUGGAAGCUGGUCCUGCUGCACAGCACCCCGCAGAGUGAUGCUCACGUGCUGUGGUCACACAGAGGUGAAUUGUGGUGAAGCCAGGUAAAGAGCUGCACGUUGGAGGACACACCAGGGAAAGGGAGCUCACAGCAGGGAGGACUAAAUUGGGGCCGAGCAGAAGCAAAGCUUCUGGCAGGCAGGUGAGGCAUCCUCUGCCUGAUGGAGGGUAAAAGCAGCUCUGCUCCUGCUCUUUCCCUGCUCCAGGGUAGUGCAAGGUUGCUACUGACUGCAGCUCUACUCUUUGUGUCCUGUCCCAGCUCCACUUGGCUCACUGGAUGCCACCAGGUCUGGCUAUACACCAGCCCAAUUGCCGGUGAUCCCAGGGGCUGGAUGGCACAACAAUGCACCGGGCAGGGAGGUGGAAGAGCUGACACUUGCAGUUGCAUCACCCCACCACCCCGCAUCAGCACAUACAUCCCUUCUGCACUGAGGAGGCCUCAAGCUGGCCGCUGGCACCAGGCUGCGCAGCAGCGUGGGCUGGACGGGGAGCAGCUGGACGGGGCCAGCUCCUGCCAGUGUCACUCCCACUGGGCCAAGGAGGUCAGCGGCUGUAUCGCCUUUAAAGGAAAGGCAUGUGCCUUCUCCCCAGGCUCCCAUGAGGGAUGCUUGUGGGGCCAUACAGGCAGCACAGCCAGGUCUUGGUCAGCCCACCCUGUGCUAUGACUCCAGGCAGUGGUGCAAUCACUCCAGUAAGACCAGAAACGAGUCCCCAGGCUGGAGCCCAGGUCACUUUCUAACCAGUUUUACCUGUGUUCUUCUGCUCAUAAUGCUGGAAAUCUGGUUUACUAAAGCCUUGUAAUGCUGUAUGUAAAACUGCUGCCAUAGACAUUGGAUCCCCCCUGCAUUGUCUCCAGUGGUCUGGAAGUGACACAGGAUUUUCCUACCAUGACCAAACCUCUUUCCCUCCUAAUUCUGCACAAAAGCUGCCCAAGGAGCAGGGAGCUGCAGCUGCGGUGCUGCAGGAGCGUCGUGGCAGGGGCUCCCCUCUCGCUGCCCAAGGCCACCUCUGCAAAAGCAAAACCGUGCAGCAGCGAGAGCACAGUGUGGUGCGGCUCAGCCGAAAGGUGGGGAACCGCAGCCACUUACUGCCUCCCUGGGAAGUCAAUUACGUGUCUCCAACCAACACACAAAUUUGCUGCUGUUAAAGAAAUGUCAAGCCUCUGCCUUGCGCCUGCUGCUGAAGCAUUGGUUCAUCCUCCCUCCUGCUCUCCCUCCAACUCCGUUGUUUUUUUUUUUUUUUAGCUGGUGACACCUGCC
This is a messenger RNA of Cuculus canorus (common cuckoo), 6506 nucleotides long. RefSeq names its product laminin subunit gamma 3 (gene LAMC3). The record is from RefSeq and is a predicted model, not a curated record. Bases 77 to 4801 code for a protein of 1574 amino acids. Lineage: Eukaryota; Metazoa; Chordata; Aves; Cuculiformes; Cuculidae. The transcript has 28 exons.